Diplodia corticola is the source of this 714-nucleotide messenger RNA. RefSeq lists its product as uncharacterized. The transcript is spliced from 7 exons. Bases 1 to 714 code for a protein of 237 amino acids. The record is from RefSeq and is a predicted model, not a curated record. Lineage: Eukaryota; Fungi; Ascomycota; Dothideomycetes; Botryosphaeriales; Botryosphaeriaceae.
AUGCGCUCCACUUCAUCCGCCGUUGCCGUGCUGGCUCUUGCAUUGGGAGCUGUAGCAGAUGACCAAUGGCACUUUGGCGACACCGUCUACAUGGGCCCCACGAGCGGCAGCACGUACAUCAAGAAGGCGACCUACUCUCUCGUGCCGCCGGCCGCGCCUAGCGAUUUCACCCAGAGCGACUGCUGGAUGAGCAUCUGGGUUGGCAUUUCGGCUACCCAGAGCGACAACGACAUUCCCCUUAUGCAGCCGCUGUUGAACUGGGCUCCGGACAACGCAGCCGUUGGCUGCCCCGCCAACAACGACGCCUGGUGCGUCGUUGCCAGCACCCUCUUGCCUACUGGCCAGACUGCUGAGCCCUACGUCGCGGUCCCCAUUGGCUCUACGAUGGAUUUCGAGAUCGAAACCGUCUCAUCCGGCACGGUUGAGCAAAAGGUCUCGAUCAACGGCAAGGUCGUCUCGACGCUGACCAACAGCAACAUCGGCGAGAACCCCAAGUGGGUCAUCGCGUCCAACGAGUGCUACUCGGGCCAGUGCGGAAGCAUAGAAGCCUACACUUGGUCCAACAUGACCAUCACCCUGAGCGCCGCGGACACGAGCUUCGGCAACUCCCUGAUGAUGGAGGGAGUCACCUCGUCUGGCUUCAAGUCGUCUGACAACGGCGUUACCUGGACCGGCGACUUCAAGUUCGCUGCCGAAAAGUUCCCCUCGUCGUAA